AUGGACCAGUCAACUCACAAGGAUUUCCUAUUCCAUUUCACGCAAGGAAAUUAUCAGGCAGCACUCGACAUUGCAAAGGACUUGUCACUUGACACCAAUGUAGUAUUCAAAGCACAGUGGCAACAACAGCAACGAUCCGGCAAUCUACAACCUGACAAUGUCGACUUGUUACAGUCCAUUGACGAUGACGCUUGGGUAGUGAAUCAAUGCCUCGAGACGAUAGUAGAUGACUGGAGCUUACAACGUCGCAUUCUGACAGUGGGCAAGACACGUGCUUCCAAUAAGGAUGAGGAUGAUUCAAUAUGGCAGCAAACGCGAUGGUUAUUGAACGACUAUAUCGAACGGCUUGAAACGUUUAUUGAGAUUUGGCCGAGUUUGCAGCAGCAACAGCAAUCGUUUGGACAAAUGUAUGCAGCCUUUCGUGAUACCAACUUGGUUGCUCAAGCCGUGGAAUAUGCACAUGCAGAAAACAGCCAUGCUUUACGAUGUUUACUUGUUCAUCAUGCACCUAUUGUAUGGCCCUAUCGACUUGCCAUUCUUGCAGAGAUUCCUGAAACAGCCAAUCCCAAUCAAUUUGAUCUACCUCGUGUGGAUAGCAACGACAUGGAGGAUGAAAAAUGGUUAACAACAGAGGAACCAUGGCAACAAGAGGAUAUGAAAGACACCAUGAUCACGAGUCCAGAGCAGCAUACCACGCCUUUAUCCGAUCUCAGCAAACGAUUCGAACGAUGUGAAUUUCCAGCACCAGCAGCAGUGAUUCGUGAUUGGUACUUGAGCAAAGCUAUCCAAGCAGAUCGUAUGGGUUUAUGCAGCCUAGCAUUGGAAUGGAUUCGGCAUGGACGACGUAUGGGUAUCAAGGAUUUGGAAAAGCAAGAAGCUCAAUUGGAUUGGUUAUGUAAAUACGUUUACACAUGCGAACCGGACAAUGAUGAACCAGCGACUGCUGUAUGCCUUGAGCAAUUCAAAACCAUUCCAUCUUAUGACGUUCUUGAUGGUUUACUUGAUCACACCGAUGAUACCAGCAUUGUGAAUGAUAUGCGCCAACUGAUCCUACCUUGGCUUCGAGUUUGUCGUGAACGUGAGAUUAAGGAUGAAGAAAUCGAAGAGGAUGGCGUUGAAAUGUUACUAUAUCGAUGGCUACUCGGCACACGAUUGGAUUGGUGUUGUCUCGUAUUGGAAGCAUCCAAACCAACAUUACCAGCAGAUGAACGCAUUGUACAAAACGAUUUGGAUUUAUCGAGAUUAGUCCUGGCAUUGCUUUAUUCAAAUGAUGAUACGCCUAUCGACUUGCAAGUACGACUUUUUGAAUGCUUACCAGUAUUUGACCCAUGGGAUAUGGAUCAAGAGGAGGAUGGAAAACAGCAACAGCAGCAUGAUGACAACCGGAUAUCCGACAUGGCUACGCUUCUUCCUUUGGCAGAAACACCUCUUGGUUUAUUCACAGCAUUGCAAUCAGUGAACGCACACAACUUGACUCAAAUGAUGGAUGCGCUACAAUUACAUUUGAGUGCUGCAGAGGUUCUUGCUCGAUAUCAUUCAGGCGUUCCUUUACGAUGGUUCCUUAAGGAGCAGCCUGUAGAAGCACAAAAACAACUUUGUAUUCGAAUGGCAUCACAAGCAGCGGGUGGUGUGGAGACUGGUGGAAAGCAUUUUGACAGCGACAAUGAUUGGAGAGAACUAUUGGACGACAUGAUGGCAUUGAAGGAAGAGGACAACAAAGGUGUAUUUGGACGCUUAAGUCGCACUGAUAUCUUUGAGACAUUCUUUACAUCCUUACUGCGCUGUGGUCGUUUUCGACUUGCGAAGGAUCUUAUGGUGGGACCUAAUCGUGACAAGACCUUGGAUAUAGGACGAGCUGAACAGCUUGUGAUUGAGGCACAGCAAGAAUUCUUUGAUAAUGCCACUUCGGGUAACAUGUAUGCAGGCAACAUGAAACUUGCGAUGGAAUGUUUGAAGAUUUUACCGCCUACGGAUCUUGUCACAGAGGAGACCGAGUUAAUUGAAGCAACACACAAACUUAUCUAUGAAUACCAAGUAAUGGAUCGACCUGGUAUCGAGCUUAUGCCAAUCCAAGUACGACAAUCAUCCAAUCGACUCAAUCUGAUAUCCAAGCUCAUCAACACACGACGACGCGUGUACAAGCAACCAGCUGAUGUUGUCGCCCUGGCAAGGAAAUUGGGAUAUCAAGAUGAUCUUUCAGCUGAAGUCAAGGUAUUGGCCAUGUUAGCAAGUGCAGCUUUGGUGGAUGAGGAAUAUGAUACUGCAUACACAUUAUGCCGCGAUACUGUCGACAAGGUACAUGCAAUUGCUGACGACCAGACUUUACGACGACGCUACAACAUGGAUGAAAUAUACGAAUGUGCAUGGCAAAUUUGCUUCAACCUUGGCAAAGUAGACAGCUUUACCGAUUACCCAAGGCGAUAUGAUGCAUUAGCUAUGGCUUUGGAAUUGAGUCCGGUGCAACAUGUUCAUGACGUAUUGAAUGUUUGGCGAAAGUUGGACGAUGAACAUCCUAAUCCCUCGCAACUCGACUUCCUUCUCCCUGGUUCAACAGACUUUGACACAGAUGGCCAAGAUAAUUUGGGACUUGGUGCGCUCAAGGAACAAGUACUAGGCUUUUUCUGGAACCGAUUAUCUAAACCAUAA
Molecule: messenger RNA, 2646 nt
Organism: Lichtheimia ornata
Lineage: Eukaryota; Fungi; Mucoromycota; Mucoromycetes; Mucorales; Lichtheimiaceae
Exons: 3
Coding region: 1-2646 (881 amino acids)
Biological process (GO): retrograde vesicle-mediated transport, Golgi to endoplasmic reticulum
Cellular component (GO): Dsl1/NZR complex; endoplasmic reticulum membrane
Molecular function (GO): SNARE binding
Source: RefSeq, a predicted model, not a curated record